UCCAACAUCAACAACUGCUAUCCAUUCUCGAGGGCGCCGAAUUCGAAUCAGUUCGAAAUCACAUGCUGGUCAAAUGGUAGGUCAUGUCCUGAGGAGGAUCGUGUUCCGAGCGCCUGCCCUUGCGCAAAGAUGCUGUCACGGAGAGGCUCAGCCGCCCAACAAGGACGCCAUCGAGCGCAAAAUGCGAAGGUACACCAUCUCUCGCUAUGUUUACUACGUCCGGCGCUUCGAGCAUACCCUGGAAAAGAACUUCCCCUCGGCCAUGCACGUCUACAGGGUGUUCGUGGUCGGCAUCAAGGACUUCUACGAGGACCUCAAGGAAUUCCUUAGCAUCGCCAGGUGGAUUAGCAAGAGAGGCACGGAUGGACUUUCUAGGAGAGAAUUGGAGCUGCAUUUCCAGAUGCCGAAGGACAUGAUUCGGGUCGCCCCUGUCCUCCUGAUAUCUGCCCUGCCCUUUGCCAACUACGUCAUCUUUCCUCUUGCUUACAUCUUUCCUCGGCAUCUCCUGAGCAGACACUUUUGGUCCCUCCAGCAAAGGGUGGAUUUUGCUGCCAUCGCUCUUCGAAAGAGACUUUACAACCAAAGACCAGUCCUUCGGUGCCUUCAGACUCGCCUUGAUGAUCUCGAUGAAGGCGACCUUCGCAAUCGCUGGGCUCACAUUGUCGGUCUGCUCGGAAGUGGAUCGCAUCCCAACCUUCAGCAAAUCGAAAAUGUCAGAGACCUGUUUGCAGAGAUCCAGCCCUUUGGUCUGGCUGGCCUGUGGGCCAAUCACAAAAACGCGCUGGUCCGUCUUCAUGGCAUGCACAUGGGUUGGAGGAGGCGAAAGAGGCUCAGGGAUCGUGCCAAAAUUCUCAGGGAAAUGGAUUUCAUGAUGGCACAGGAGGGCGUCACUGUCAUGAGCAAUGACGAACUUAGAAAUGCUUGUUUUCUAAGAGGCCUGAAUCCGGUCAAUGUGAAAACGGAAGACUUGGUGCUCUGGCUGCACAAGUGGACCCUGGUCAGCGGCAACGUCGACGAUGACCACCUCUCCCUGAUUUUGCACUUGCCAAUUUUGAUAGGAUACAACCAGCCUUCCAAUUGGGUGCUGCUCUAUCAGCAUAAAAAUAUGUGAUUUGAACUAGAAACAUUUAGUUACUAACGACUUGCAAGUCUGUACAUAAACAACAGUCAAAGUCACUAUUAAAUAGAUGCAAAUAAAUUAUUAUAACAGACAAGUUAAUUUUCUCUGG
Messenger RNA from Neocloeon triangulifer, 1229 nucleotides. RefSeq names its product LETM1 domain-containing protein 1. Bases 74 to 1111 code for a protein of 345 amino acids. Gene Ontology annotation, cellular component: mitochondrial inner membrane. Lineage: Eukaryota; Metazoa; Arthropoda; Insecta; Ephemeroptera; Baetidae. The record is from RefSeq and is a predicted model, not a curated record. The transcript has 6 exons. Gene Ontology annotation, molecular function: ribosome binding. Gene Ontology annotation, biological process: intracellular monoatomic cation homeostasis.